UUCCGUGCGGUGAUGCAGCUCCUGCUGUGGGGUGGCUGGUGUGCGCUCCUCCUCGCCGGCCUAGGGCGGGCACGGGCGCAGCCCACGCGCUACGUCGGCAGGAAGCUGUCUGACGUGGCGGGCCCCUUCCGCACGGUGGUGGAGCGCUUCGAGGCGUGCCCGGCGCGGCACGGCCAGGGGGCUGCACCAGGGUGGCAGCAGCAGCUCGCCGAGGAGGCCGUCGUCGUGAACGUGACCCGCGUGUCCCGCCAGUGGGGGCCGCGCGCGCCGCCCCAACGCCUCUGCGGCAACCUCACCCUGAGCCUGCCGCUGGACGACUCGAGCUCGACGCUGCUGACCAUCGACAAGUGGAGCAACAACGAGUGGAAGCGCAACGCCUUCAUCAUGCGGCUGCCCGCCCUGUGCUCGGCACUGCGUGGCCUCGGACUGCUCGGGACCUCCUGUCCCGCCAGAGAGGGGGUGUAUUCCUUCCGGGACCUCGCCGCCGACUGGCAGUUCGUGUCCAUGCCGCAGUUCUACUACGGCACGUGGAGGGCCGAGGCCGUGUUCAGCCAAGCGGACGGCGCCAGGCAGGGCUGUGUGCGCUUCCUGUUCAAGACCUUCCCAGCCUACCCCGAAAACUGGCCCCCGAACGAGGACGACGCCCCCGAGGAUCAGGAGGACGAGGAGGAGGACGAGGCUGUGCGCCUGGUCGAGAUCGUGAUGUGAUGCGCUCACCC
Frankliniella occidentalis (western flower thrips) is the source of this 719-nucleotide messenger RNA. RefSeq lists its product as uncharacterized. The transcript is spliced from 4 exons. Bases 13 to 708 code for a protein of 231 amino acids. Lineage: Eukaryota; Metazoa; Arthropoda; Insecta; Thysanoptera; Thripidae. The record is from RefSeq and is a predicted model, not a curated record.